UAACUUAUGAGCCAUCAAAUCUCUCUUGUUGAAUAGACAAACAGACCCCAACUCCUCACCCAACCGACUUUUUCCACCCCCAAUUCUCCAUCAAGGGUUCUUCAACAACAUAAUCUCCAACCAAGAUUCACUCUUUGCUACAUAUACUGUAACAAAUGAGGUUCAUCAAGCGCUUGGCUGGAAUCCUAGGAUUCGGAAAUCCCGAAGUCAACAAAGAUUCUCAAGAUGAUGAUGAUGAUGGUGAAACUGAUGUUAACAAUAAUCCAAACUCAGCAGAACACAUACAUAAUUAUAUCAAUACUAAUACUAGUAAUCUUCCUAGAAAAGGAUUCAGUGUUUCUGUUCAAGUUCCUGUUGAUAGAGCCCAUCAAAUCGGGCCCAUUUUAGUCCCUUGCCCUGCUGGCGAUGGUGGUGUUCAGGGUCUAAAAUGGUAUACACAACGUCUGAAGAUAGACGAAGAUGGAGAUGUUGCAGAUGAGUUCCUAGAAGAGGUGUUUUCUGAAACAGUAUCAGAUACAGAUACACAAGAACUACACCAAAGCACAUCGUCCAAAUUACAAGUCAAGUUAAGCGCUAAACCUGCAAAAGCAAGGAACCCGUGUUUGUCAAAAGAAGGAACGGUGCAGCACUACGUCAAAUACCAAGGACGGAUGCAACUUACUGGAUGAAGCCAUGAAGGUAAUGAUUAACGGGUUUGUUUUGACAUAGAAUUGUACAUCAUUUGAUUAUUGGAACACAUGUGAACUUGAUUUAGUUGCAACUUCACCCAAUCUUGAUGUCAAGUUUUCUGUAAUUAUUGGAAUGUAUACUCGGUUCUAAAUUUUAAGACCUUUAUGAACUUCUUCUUACUGCUUACCACAAA
Messenger RNA from Erigeron canadensis, 862 nucleotides. RefSeq lists its product as uncharacterized. The record is from RefSeq and is a predicted model, not a curated record. Bases 156 to 668 code for a protein of 170 amino acids. The transcript has 2 exons. Lineage: Eukaryota; Viridiplantae; Streptophyta; Magnoliopsida; Asterales; Asteraceae.